AAGCUCUAUCUCCCUUAUUACGCACGAAAACAGAGAAGAUCAAGACAAAAAUCUGAAAAUUCCACAAAACAGAGGCUCUCUGCUCUCUCUCUCUCUCUCUGUUCAGAAAGAAGGCCUCUUCGUGUGUGUGAGUGUUUUAAGAGAGAAGAUGGGGAGUACUACGUUAUUAGAUGCAUCGAGAGCAGAGCUUGGUCUAGUGGUUAUGUAUCUGAACAAAGCAGAGGCAAGGGAUAAGCUAUGCAGAGCUAUACAGUAUGGUUCCAAGUUCUUGAGCGAUGGACAACCUGGUACUGCUCAAAACGUUGAUAAAUCCACUAGCUUAGCCAGGAAAGUCUUCCGUCUUUUCAAGUUUGUUAAUGACCUGCAUGGUCUUAUCAGUCCUGUGCCUAAAGGGACUCCGCUUCCUCUCGUUUUGCUUGGAAAGUCGAAGAACGCACUUUUAUCUACAUUCUUGUUCCUGGAUCAAAUUGUGUGGCUUGGGAGAUCAGGAAUCUAUAAGAACAAAGAGCGAGCUGAGUUACUUGGACGUAUAUCACUUUUCUGCUGGAUGGGAUCAUCUGUCUGUACAACUUUAGUCGAGAUUGGUGAGAUUGGAAGGCUCUCUUCAUCCAUGAAGAAGAUCGAAAAGGGUCUGAAGAAUGGCAACAAGUAUCAAGAUGAUAAGUAUCGUGCUAAGCUUAAAGAGUCUAACGAGAGGAGUCUUGCUUUGAUCAAAUCAGCCAUGGACAUUGUUGUAGCAGCCGGUCUUCUCCAGUUAUAUCCGAAGAAGAUCACCCCUCGUGUCACCGGAGCUUUUGGAUUCAUCACCUCCCUCAUUUCUUGCUACCAGUUGCUUCCGACACGACCCAAGAUCAAGGCACCUUGAAGCUUAUGGAAGAAAGUUUAUGUUGGUCCGUUUGAGUAAUUUGCUGUUGUUAUUAGUCCUUGUAUAAAUACUUAUCUGCAUGAAUGGUGAUUAUAAUAAACAAUGUUUUAUGCCU
Brassica napus (rape) is the source of this 980-nucleotide messenger RNA. RefSeq names its product peroxisomal membrane protein 11D-like. The coding region runs from base 149 to 865 and encodes 238 amino acids. The record is from RefSeq and is a predicted model, not a curated record. The transcript has 7 exons. Gene Ontology annotation, biological process: peroxisome fission; regulation of peroxisome size. Gene Ontology annotation, cellular component: peroxisomal membrane. Lineage: Eukaryota; Viridiplantae; Streptophyta; Magnoliopsida; Brassicales; Brassicaceae.